Phragmites australis (common reed) is the source of this 1097-nucleotide messenger RNA. RefSeq lists its product as uncharacterized. Gene Ontology annotation, molecular function: carbohydrate binding. The transcript has a single exon. NCBI's taxonomy places the organism in Eukaryota, Viridiplantae, Streptophyta, Magnoliopsida, Poales, Poaceae. Bases 19 to 1047 code for a protein of 342 amino acids. The record is from RefSeq and is a predicted model, not a curated record.
UUCUGCAAAGCGCGCGAGAUGCCGCACGCUCAUCAGCUUGCCGCGGUGUCACUACUGAAGCUUGUCCUAGCGCUCCGCAUCGUCUCCUGCUCCCACGCGCCGGCGCCGCAACCACCUUCGCCGCAGUUGGGUGAUGCCGUCGCCUACAGAUUCCCCGCGUUCGACGACAGGACGACGGAGCACAGCCUCGUGGUGGCCACCAGCUCGUCCAUCAUCUCGCCGGCCGCGUUCCUCUUCGACGCGCAGUUCUUCCCGGAGUUCAACCGCUCCGAGGGGUUCGUGCUCCUCUCGCGCACGGUUCAGCUCUGGAGUGCCGACACAGGGGCACAGCCGACCCGCGAGGCGUCCUUCAACACGAGCUUCACGCUGGACGACGCCUCUCCCCUCACGUUCGUCGUCCUCCUCGACAGCUUCCCGCCGCUAGCGAGUCGUCCCGUCGGGCUUCGUGGUGCCAACAGCUCGACGUUCUCCAAUGACACCACCGCGCCCAACGCCUCCGACAACCUCGCUGCCGUCGCGGUCGGUGCUGUAAGUUCGUACGGCCCAGAGUCUCCGGACGUCGGCCUCAACGUCACAGUCACGCCCAACGGCACAGAGCCCAGAUCAAGAACCGUGUGGAUCGAGUACAGUGCGGUGACCCACCACCUGUGGGUGUAUCUCGCGGCCGCCGGCGAGCCAAGGCCUCUCAAGGCCCUCCUCGAUGCUCCCCUCAACCUCGCCGGCGGCCGCACCACACAGAACGCGUUUGUCGGCUUCUUCGCAGCCACUGUCCGUGAUGUGAUCCACGGAGUCCGGAAUUGGGAGUUCACGGUGGACAAGUUCCCGGGGAGCGACGGCGAUGGGGAGAAUGGCAGCAUGUCAAUGUCGUCCUGGCUGGUGAUACUGCUCGUGCUGCUUGGGUCGGUGGCGGCCACGGCCGGCAUCGUCACUGUGGUCAUUUGCUACUCUCUUUCGAGACGGCGGGAGGCGCUCGAGAUGGAGCAGAUCAUGAAACAAAGCUACCCUAACCCUACAAGAAGAGGGGUGAGACCGCGGGAUCAUCCUUAGCCUCUCCAAUUUUAGAUUUUGCAGCCAUCGUUGUACGACUCGAAAUUAAA